Pocillopora meandrina is the source of this 5563-nucleotide messenger RNA. The record is from the annotation of a GenBank genome assembly. NCBI's taxonomy places the organism in Eukaryota, Metazoa, Cnidaria, Anthozoa, Scleractinia, Pocilloporidae.
GUCGCUUUCCUAGAAACUCUGAGCUCUUCGAUUUCCACUCGGUCGUCGAACUGUCUUGUGCGUUUUUUCAUUUUUUUUUCUAGAGAGGAAGGAGAUCUACCAAAAAUGGCUAAAGCUUCAACGUUGGCCGAAAAUCUAGAGAAGGAAUUGGAAUGCACUGUGUGCUUGGAACAGUUCAAAGAUCCCAAAGUUCUUCCGUGUCUUCAUUCCUUCUGUAAAAUAUGUCUGGAGGGGCUGGUCUGUAGAGAAGGAAACGCUUGGAAGUUGAAUUGUCCUUCUUGUUGGAUCAGUGUAGAGGUUAGUAUUUUUAGUGAGUAGAUGUUAACUUGUCGGGUGAUUCAGUCUUACAACUUAGUACCCUAAUACUCGAUCACAGAACUCGUUAGUACGAAUGGAACUUGAUCUAAUACGCUACAUUGUAUGACUGGGCCAAGAUUAUCGUGAAAAGCGGUUGUGAAAUGACACUUAAGUUGACGUAGCCUUGUUAAUCAUUCGAUUUUUUAGCAGAGUCCUUACGCUGUACUUUUAAGAUUAGCUUCUGCCAUCGCGUGACUCGAAUUUACCUUCACAAAGGAAGGCUGUGCUUUGCUUUGUGGCAGAGCACGAAUUAGGGGCAAUACUAAUCUUGACUUGAGGAAAUAAAGGGGUGAUCACGAGAUGGAGUUGCGUGCUUUAAGUUGAAUGAGAACAACGAAUGUAAGCCAUGUGAAACUGAAGGUAGAACAUUCUUUGAUUUCUUUUGAUGGAAAACAUCACAUAAUUUUAAUAUAAACUAGACGCAUAACUGCGUGAACUCGUGCUUUCAAUAUAGCACAUCUGGAGUUAUCUUUAGGGGACUGUCAUAUUGCCAUUGUUACUGUCGUCACGCAAUUUCGUCAUUGCCGGUCAUGAAUAAGUCUACUUGUGUUUAUUUUUGUCUGCUGGAGUGUAAUGAAUGUUGUUAUGGUACUAGACAACAAUCAAAAUAAUAUAUUACCAUAUAGGAGUAGGUUCCUACAGAUGCCAAAGGUUGAAAUUCAAGGACUUUUCAAUGCCCACAUUACCUUUACAACAGAUAGCAACUGCAGUACAUCCCAUUGUCAAUACAAAAUUGUUGAAAUUUUUGGAUAUUAGUGAUUGAAAGGCUCUAUCUAAGGAGGUACAGUGCUGAUAUCCUUCUACUGUAGCUUCUUGAUGAAUAGUACCAGUGUAGUUCUCACUGUAUUGAAGUUCAUAGUCAGUCUCUAACACAUUUUUAAAGUGUGGGUAAUUCUGUCUGCAUUAAAAAUGAUUGUCUGGUUAACUGAGACAAACUUGAAUACAACCGAUUUCCAAUUUUCAUUAUUGACACAAGAUCAUCAGCAGAAUGAUUCCUUGUUUGUUAUUGUAAAUCAAAGAGUAUGACUCAUUGCAACACAUUGUUGUCCUGAAUUUUGUCCAAAUACCAACUCAUUCACUUGGCUAUAUGGUGCCGUUUUUGUUUUGUUAGGGUCACAUUACAAGAGAACAUUGAUAAAUACCAACUUGCUCCACACUUCAAUUUAAUUAUCCUUUGAUAUACCCUCACAGAACAAUUCAACAAAUACUUCUUCUCAUGUCGUGUCACUUUAUUUAAUCUUACCCUCUUCAUGUUAAGCUUACAAACAUUCUUUGUAACUCUUCUAACCUUCACAUAACGACAUAGCCAAGAGGACUUCAGUAUGCUUGGAUGAAUACACUCAUAAACAAAUUCCUUCAGUUUUCUGCCUUUUCUUCUGAGAUGUUUCAGAGUAGCUUCUGGUUUUCUAUUGAGUUCUUGAUCACGUCUAAAUACACGGUUGUGUUUACAUGUAAACAUAAUAUUAGAUGGUCGUUUGACAUAGCAGGUUUCGCUUGAUAUUUCUCGAUAGAAAGUUCACUUGUAAAGGAUCACUUGUAAAUUGAUCUCUCAUAAAGUUCGCGGACCGACCUGUUUCCAAAAUGCUCCACAAGUUUUAGUGUGGGUCUACCGCGAACGGUGUGUGACUUUGUAUGUAUAUUGAGCAUAAUAGCCAUUGAAUUUCUUUCGCGUACAUCAAGCUAGGAAUUUCCCAUGAAGGCAGCCAUUGCUUUAAACCAUACGCUCUUGUGUUCAUUCUAUGCAUGCACUGUAGUGAAACUGCGUUUUGUGACUGAACACAAAAAAAAAAAAAAAAAAAAAAAAAAAAAAAAGCCGAAUUUAUGCCUCGGGCGUUUCCUUUGGAAAGCCCAAGUAAUUACCUCUUGUUUUAGACCUCGUCUGGUUGCCCUUAAUUAUCUUAAAUUUCUCAUCUCGUUUGAAUGCCUUAAUUGAAGUUGGCUUAAAAGACCAUAGGGCAAGAUUUCAGUGCAGCCCCAAACUUCAGUAAAGAUGCAUACAGUUUUUAAUUUUGGAUUAAAGAAAAAACGCAAAAACAAUUGGCUGCCUUUGGGAGUGGGGGGAAGGGGGAAAGGAGGAGGUCACAGCCUGCCACUUUCCAUACUUCUUUCUCCCACCUCCCAUACUUUUUUUCCCCUCUGCCUCCCAACUCCCACCCUUCAUUAUAUUACUCCCAUCUUCAGUUUAGUAAGAGGAUCAGAAACCUGGUAUUUUUGGCAAGCUGUGAUUAAAUGUAUCAUUUUUGACCAAUCUCUGGGGUCACCAUUUUUCGUGGGAGAAGAGAUAAUUUUCUCAAGAUGAACAUUAUUACAGACUAGUUUUCACAGACCUGGUUAUCUCAGUUUGACCAGUGAUUCUAGCAAUCUAAUAGCUAUUGCAGUUUCAAAUGUGUAUUCACUUGCAUUAAGGAACCCCCAAUUCUGGGAUUAAGCCAUUUAGAAAUGAAACCAAAAAGCCAAAUGUAAAGCUAAGAAUUCAGUACUCCUAUCUUAAUAUUCCCUACUUCUACAGUGUGGUUUCACUAAUUGCAUAUGAGAAAUUAUGAUAUUCACAACAAAUUUAAUGGCUUCCCUUGGCAUGAAUGCUUGUAUAUAUAGACAGACAAAAUUAAGAAUUAUGCAGUAUAUGACACCAAUGAAUUAUUGAACUGUAAGAAUUUUUCAGCCUUUGUUUUAAACACUAGUUGAGCAUUAUUGCAUGUUAUUGUUCAGCCGGUUAUCACAUUGUUUUUAAAAUAACUCAGAUUUUUUUGAGGAGUUGAAAUCCUCUCGCAGGGGCUUAACCUGAGAUUCUUAAGGUGAACUGACACUUAGAAAAUAUCAUGAGGCAAAGGUACACGAAAUUAAAGGGGACCAGGAACAUGCUCCCCCAGAAAAUUUUCAAAUUUAGGGUCUCAGAAUGCCAUUUCCUGUGUUUUUCACAAGGGCAUCUUCAGUAAUUAAACAUGAAGGAAAAUACAUCAGUUAUCUGUUGUGUGCAUUGUUUAUUUUCCCCAUGUCUAGUGCUAUUGGUAAGAUACAGUGUUAUUAAAUUAAACCUUGGCUAGCUGCGCAAAGUCGUACAUGUACACAAGUUGUUCUCCUGGGCUAUACCACCCCUCCACUUGGGAGAACUUCUUUGUUUCAGACUAGUAUGGGGUUGGAGUCAUAUGGAAAUCUGUGCAACAACGGUUUUCUAAUACAAACCAAGCUUCUGAUAAAUUGAGUAGCUUGGAAAAGAUUUUUUCCCAGUUUGAAAAAUAGAAAAAGGAGAGAAAUUUAAAAGAUUAUUUCAAACAAGCAGCUCCCUCUGUUUCUUAGUAUAAUUGUUGAGCAUCUCGACAUUGACAUAACACCCCCCACCCCCGAUGGAAAAGAAACUGAAGUAAGCAAAUUUCAAACAAAUGUAUGUUUUUUUUGGCCUACACAGAUUCCUGAUGGCAACGUUGAUUUCCUACCAGUUAACUUCUUCCUCAACAAUUUAUUAUCCAUGGUUUCUCUUCAUGGUGAUUCUGGAAGUAGUAACUUGGAGUGUGAUCUCUGUGAUAAUGGGGACCCUCCUGUGAACAGAUGUACCACAUGCUGCUACUUCCUCUGUGAGUUUUGCACCCAGGCUCACCGUCGUUUACGUAACACAAGGGAACAUUGUGUGGUGUCACUUGAAGAAGCAAAAAAGAUGGGAUCUGAGGCUGUGAAAAAACCCAUUUUUUGCAAGGAACAUGAUGGAGAGUUAUUGAAGCUGUUUUGUGAGACAUGCAAUGAAGCUAUCUGUAGAGACUGUACAAUUGUGAAGCAUCGUGAACAUAAGUAUACAUUUGUAAAAGAUGCUUUUGCAAAGAAUAAGAAAAACAUGUUGAAAAUUCUCUCAGAGACAAAAAGUAAAGCAGGGUUACUUAAGGUGGCAAUUGAUAGAGUUUGAUAGAGAAGUGUUGAAUUGGGCUCAGAAAAGACUGUUCAAGAAGUUAUUGAAUUUUUUCAGAGCCUAAUGGCUAGUCUGAAUUCUCGUUGUGAAGAGUUAGUUCAUAGCACUUUAAAGCUGAAAGAAGCCAAGCAGAAGUCUUUAAAUAAUCAACAGGAAGAACUGGAGGCAGCCUUGUGUGCCUUGCAAAGCAGCUUGGAAUUCACAGAAAAGGCUUUGGAAAAUGGUAGUGAAGUUGAGAUUUUAAACAUGCACAAGCAAAUGACCGGUCGAUUACAGGAACUAACUUCAACAAAAUGGCAACUGGAGCCAUGCGCACAUGAUGGCUUCAAAUUUUCUGCUGGUGACCAAUUGGAGAAGAUGAUAACCAACUUUGGAAGUGUCACUGAUAGACUCACAUGUGCUUGUACAUCAACAGUUGUUAUGGGAAAUGGACUAGAGGGUGUGAUGUAUAAUACACUAUGUGGACAAUGUGUUGAAUUCACUGUUAUUGCAAAAGGGCACGAUGGGAGGAAACAGCAGGAAGGUGGUGAUAGAUGUGAAGUAGAAAUCUGCACACAGGCAGAUGAUGUAGUAUUCAAUGAUUCACCUAAAGACUGUGGAAAUGGAAAGUAUACAUUCUGUGUAACUCCAAAUGCUAAAAAUUUGCAGUACCAGCUGUCUGUGAAACUCAAUGGUUGUCAUAUAAAGGGAAGUCCCUACAAGUGGUUUAAUGAAAUGUGGAAUCUUUGCUCAGGUAGUUGGUGUCAUCUAACAAAUGGUUCUAUGAUGGCAUCCUGUAAAUGCAGUAUACCAAUAGCCAAAAAAAAGUUUAAGGAAAAAAAAAAGGUAUGCAAACAACACUCAAUAAGGGUAUUAACCACAGAACCAACUUCCUGGGGCAAGAGUAGAAUAACCUUUGAAAGCGGAAUGGCAGUAGUUGGAUCUAAUACAUUUUCCAAUGCUAAACAUUCAUGGAAAGUCCAGCUAUGUGACAUUUCUGAAGAAUUUGCUUUUGGUAUUGUUGAAAGCACUUCUGUAACUGACAAUUCAGUGAAUUUGGAAGCUCACUGGAUGUGGAAAUCCAAAACUAAGUACAGUCAGGCUUUAUCAGUGCCCAAACUGAGUUCAAUAACUAACUGCAAUGACAAAGAUGUAAUUGAAUGCUAUUUGGACUGUGAUACUGAGACAUUCAUGAUGUUCAAUCAGCGCACCCAAGAGAGUGACACUUGGCAAGGUGUCAAAGGUGGAGUGCGUCCUUAUUUUCAAUUCUGUCAGGUUAGAGAGGCUGUUUCCUUAAAUUGGCAGGAAAAUGAGGGUGAUGUUGAGGAU